UUAGCACUGCAAGCAAUUGCAACAGGAGUAGCCGAGAGACACGUUAUAACUGUAAGCUUCUGAAGAACAAAUAUAAAAAGAGACAAUAUACUGUACAGCGAGAGAGAGAGAGAGAGAGAGAGAGAGAGAGAGAGAUAGGAAACAUAGCGCGCCCGAAGUUCAGCACCAAGGACAGCAGCUGACACGAACGAAAGGACAUUGGGAGUAGAGACUGGCUUCUAAACUGCAAUGGAAUUCGUCGGCUUUAAAUCCAAGGCGGCACUUUGGUUGGGGGUAUUCUUGUCUGUUCUGGUCAUUUUUUGUCAGGGACAAAUGGUGUUAGAAGACGGCGCAUCUUCUCUAGAAGAACACUAUCCACAUCGUGAAUACGUUGCCAGAGAGCUGGCGGAGGUAUUGGAAGGUCUUCUGGAGAACAAUCAAGACAACGCAAUAGCCGUGGACAAGAAGGCCAGUCAGAUUCCCAGGUGUGACGUGGGGGAGAGGUGCGCCAUGAAGCACGGACCGCGCAUCGGUAAACUGUGCGACUGUCUCCGAGGCGCCGCCUGUAACACCUUCCUGCUGAGAUGCUACUGAAGAGGACCGCAGCCGCUACGGCUGCAGCGCAGUUCACCCUAUCAGUAUCUCCAUCUCGUAUGUUCUAUGUACUGUAUGUGCUGUAAAAAACGAGCUUUCACAUAAGACGAAAAAUCUAUUUAACUCAUAUAUUGCAUUAA
This is a messenger RNA of Erpetoichthys calabaricus (reedfish), 713 nucleotides long. RefSeq names its product cocaine- and amphetamine-regulated transcript 4 (gene cart4). Gene Ontology annotation, molecular function: neuropeptide hormone activity. Gene Ontology annotation, biological process: negative regulation of appetite; cellular response to starvation; G protein-coupled receptor signaling pathway. The record is from RefSeq and is a predicted model, not a curated record. NCBI's taxonomy places the organism in Eukaryota, Metazoa, Chordata, Cladistia, Polypteriformes, Polypteridae. Bases 229 to 573 code for a protein of 114 amino acids. The transcript has 3 exons.